Molecule: messenger RNA, 1066 nt
Organism: Eurytemora carolleeae
Lineage: Eukaryota; Metazoa; Arthropoda; Copepoda; Calanoida; Temoridae
Product: tRNA 2-selenouridine synthase
Exons: 14
Coding region: 77-1051 (324 amino acids)
Biological process (GO): tRNA wobble uridine modification
Molecular function (GO): tRNA 2-selenouridine synthase activity
Source: RefSeq, a predicted model, not a curated record
AGAUAAAUUGAUGAAAGUCUGAUCAGACAGAAGGAGCAUCGUUAAAAAUUUUCAAGGAAACCCACAAUAUUAUUAGAUGGGUUUAGAAAAGCUUGUCAAACAUUCGAUGCCAGCUAUGAUAAGCAUGGGUACGAAAUAUACCGCAAAGGAGGUUGUAUCAAUUCUACCGAUUGUAGGCUUUACCGAACUUAAAAAAUUCACCUUCUCCGAAAUAAUCGAUGUUCGAACACCCCUUGAGUUUGCAGAGGAUAGAAUAAGAGGAGCUAUAAAUCUUCCUGUCUUGAAUAAUGAGCAGAGAGCUGAAGUAGGAACACUGUACUGCAGUGACAAAUUGAAAGGAAGGAAGGUAGGAGCUGCUUUGAUCUCCCGAAAUAUCAGUGAUCAUAUUCUCAAUCAUUUCAAGGAAAAAGAUUUGAAUUACAAACCUCUGAUUUAUUGCUGGAGAGGGGGACAAAGGUCUCGAUCCAUGGCGAUUAUACUAAAAGAGAUUGGAUUUCAGCCUGUUCUACUUCAAGGAGGGUACAAGGCAUACAGGCAACAUGUUUGUUCUUACCUCUGUCAAGAGAAAACAGAAGAUCAACCUUUAACUAACCUUGAUAAAAUUAGGCUCGUCAGAAUAAGUGGGGCCACUGGAAGCGGGAAAACCUUGCUUCUCAAAGCUCUAAAGGCUCGAGGAGAACAAAUUCUAGAUCUAGAAGAUCUAGCGAAACACAAAGGAUCAAUUCUCGGUGAUUAUCCAUCAGAAAACCAGCCUAGUCAAAAAGGGUUCGAAUCUGAUUUGUUUAAUAAUAUAGAAGAACUCAGUCCGUCAAGUGUAGUUUGGAUUGAGAACGAGGGGUCCAGAGUUGGAAAUGUUGGAGUUUCAAGAAGAUUAUGGGAAAAGAUGUGUAAAUCUCCAAGGUAUGUGACCUUCUAUACAUUUAAAACUCUCAAAAGUAUUAAGUGGCAAAUUCCCAGUUGUGCAAUCUCCCAAACGGCAACUUCUCAGGUCUGUCCUAGCUGCAGCGCCCCCCUCGCCCGUUCUAGGCGCAGUGCAGGGAACGAAAGUUAAUUGCUCAUUGCUGUU